Molecule: messenger RNA, 1443 nt
Organism: Brassica oleracea var. oleracea
Lineage: Eukaryota; Viridiplantae; Streptophyta; Magnoliopsida; Brassicales; Brassicaceae
Product: peroxisome biogenesis protein 16
Exons: 7
Coding region: 157-1257 (366 amino acids)
Biological process (GO): peroxisome organization
Cellular component (GO): peroxisomal membrane
Source: RefSeq, a predicted model, not a curated record
UCGACGGACGAGAUUGGGUCCUAGUCUCCAGCCAAACCAAGAACACGAGAAGAAAGAAAGAAACAACCUGAAUGGGAUAUGAUGAUCUUGUUUCCUAAUAAUCUCUUCUGUGAAAACUAGAGAAAUUUGCUGUGUGGUUCCGAACAAAACCCUUCAAUGGAAGCGUAUAAGCAGUGGGUGUGGAGAAACAGAGAGUAUGUGCAUUCCAUGGGAUCUCUUGCCAACGGAUUGACAUGGCUGCUUCCUGAGAAGUUUUCAGCUUCAGAGAUUGGACCCGAAGCAGUUACGGCUUUUCUAGGCAUAUUCACAACCAUCAACGAACACAUCAUUGAAACUCUUCCUACCGCCCCUGCUCAUGUUGGACCUUCCGGGACAGAUUCAUCAUCCCUCUCUUACCCCCUGCUCAUCUCCAUCCUCAAGGACUUGGAAACCGUUGUGGAAGUAGCCGCUGAACACUUCUACGGAGACAAGAAAUGGAACUUUAUCAUCCUCACUGAAGCUAUGAAGGCUAUGAUUAGGUUAGCCUUGUUUCGGAACACUGGGUAUAAGAUGCUUCUUCAUGGUGGGGAGACACCUAACGAUGACAAAGAUCCUAACCAACCCGAGUUGCAGAACAGACCUGGUCAUUUGGAUAGGAAUCAUCGUCUUGGAAACCAACAAAAUCAUUGGAACCUGGAAGGACGGGCGAUGUCUGCUUUGAGUUCAUUUGGUCAGAACGCAAGAACAUCACCAACAGCAUUAUCUCCCACCUCGGGUUGGUCUCGUAGGAUUCAACACCAGCAAGCGGUUAUUGAGCCUGUGGUGAUCAAGGAGAAGCGAAGAACUCUCUCCGAGCUAGUAUCUGAGAAGGGUGUGAAAGGAGCGUUGUUUGUAUUAGGUGAGGUUCUUUUCAUAACGAGACCGCUCAUCUACGUUCUCUUUAUAAGAAGAUAUGGAGCCCGGUCUUGGAUUCCUUGGGCUAUAUCUCUUUCUGUGGACGCACUGGGGAUGGGGAUUGUAUCAAAUCUAAAGCUGUGGGGAGAGCAGAGCAAGCAAAUCAAUUUCUCUCAACCUGAAAGGGACGAGCUUAGGAGAAGGAAGCUUCUAUGGGCAUUGUACCUAAUGAGAGAUCCAUUCUUCACCAAGUACUCAAGGCAGAAGCUGGAAAGCUCUCAGAAGAGAGUGGAACCAGUUCCAUUGAUCGGCUUCCUCACAGAGAAAAUUGUGGAGCUUUUGGUGGGAGCUCAGUCACGGUACACUUACAUAUCGGGAUCUUGAGUGGCUUGUUAGAUCUUCGAAGGCUCGUGCAAAGAUUCGUAGGGAAAGUUUCAGUCUUUGUAAGAAGUGGCGUUUAUUAUUGCAGUUAGGACCAUACAAUCACAUAAAAGAUGUAGUUUGAUGAUGAGCUGUUUAUGUCUAAACAAUUGGACCCAUACAAAUAAAUGGAACAAUCAACCUUUAGUA